AUGCAAAUUCGGGAAAAUUUAUACAAUUGGCUUUGCUCAUUAAAGGUGCUGCCUUAGGAUGGAAAGAAAUAUGCAGACAAGGUGGAAAUUAGCAAGGCAUCCUUAUCUCAAUUGGAAAAUGGCAUUGCUUUUGGAUAAUUGCUCAAGGAAAUUGUGAAGUUACGAAACAGACCUUCGACUCCCUUGGCAAAGUUGGACACACUCAAAGAUAAUUAGUAGAAGUCCUCAAUCUUAUACAAUUGGAAGAUUCUAUGCGAGGAAUAUUAGAAGGUCGAUAUCCAGAUUGAUUAAGACACCAAGGCCUUGAUUCUAGGAGGGGAUAAGGAAAUGAUACAUCAAUUACUUUUGGAAAUUUAUGAUAAAUAUUAUCGAGGUCAGUAACAAACAUAAGUCUUAUAGCAAUCUCAAAUGUUAGAUGACUCAUUAUUAAGUUUAGGUGGAAACACCAAACUUUUAGCUAACAGUAAAAUCUCCCAAGCUAAUUAAUAAGUUGAUUUAUCAAAAUUAGAUCCGAAGAAAGAUCUUAAUAAAACAUCAAAUUGCUUAGAAUUCUUUAUAGUUGCUUUGGCUAAGAACUUGUAACUGUCAAUUAAAUAGUCUGCCUCUCUCUUUACUAAUAACAACAAAUACCUUGCUCACAUAUUGGCCAAGGGAGUGAAGGGAGUAUUCGAGCCAAUAGUUGCCUUUUAUAAAGAAACCUAUGCGAAUGGAAAUUAAUUAAUAAAGUUAUUUAAUGAGGAUUCCACUAAGAAAUCACUUACAUUUGCCUUGCAAGCUCUUAAACCUGGAUUAAUAUCCAAAUCUUUUGAUGUAGCCUAUGAAUCAGUUCGAUUAUUCACUAGAUUAGGUUCUAUGAUACCAGUAUAAUUAUUAAGGGAAUGGUUCCUUGAGGAGUAAGGAGGGUUACACACAGCAUUAAUGGGCACUCGGAGACAUCCAGAAUUGGUGUCAUUUCACGUCGAGAUGAUAUAAUAGUUUGCAAGAAACAAUUUUGUGGAAGUAUUUACAACUGGGAUCAGAACUGUAUUGCCUGAAACAAAGGAUUUCAUAAAUUCAAUUGAAUUAAUCUACAUUCCUUUAAGUCAUAAUCAAGAGUUGGUGUCAACUGGCAUUUUGAAUGAUUGGGUGACUUCAGCUAUAGGAAUUGCUGAAAAUGAAUUUAAAAAUACAAUUGAUACCAGAAUAUCUUCCCUUAAUUUUUUAAGUGAAGUACUUGGCAAUACAGAGUUAGAUGAAUCAUUGACGAAUACGAUCAUUGCACUACUCAAAAAGGGAUCUAGAGAUAAGUCAUAAUCACUUUCCUUAAUGUGUCUAAAUCAUUUGUUUAAGUUGCUCAAUCAUUUCAGUCUUUAAAAGAGCAACUUUGCCCCACUCAUAUACAAGAAUUUAACAUUGUCUUUGGUGGAGAAUCAUGAUAACCAACAAAUCAGAGAGUAUAUUUUGAAUAAUUUCAUUCACAUCUUCUCCACCAUGGAAGCAGUACCGAUUAACUUGGUUCUUGAGAAUUUAAUCAAGUAGAUGUAAACAUCAGAGGGAGUCACUUACAUUUUGAAUACAUUUGAUAUGCAUUUCUUUAUGUUCGUAUCCAAUCUGAAUAUAGGAAUUAAGAAUGCUAUUUAAUUGCUGGACUUCUUGGCAAAAAUAUUUUUAAACAAUCUGGUCUAUUAGAGUAUAUCAUCUGAAAUCAUUAUCAACAUCUUGUCGAAGAAUGUAGAGAAUUAGACAAUGUAAGAAUUUAUCUUAAAGUUCGUCAAAAUUGCAUUAGCUAUGUUUUUUGCAUCUGAAAAAAAGAAAUAAACUAAGGAUCCCAUCAGUGCACAGAAGCGUAAUUAAAUUGUUGAGAUUGUCAGAACGAUAAUUCAAUUUUAAUAACAACUUUUGAAUGAGAAAAUUAAACCAUUGAUUGCACAUACAAAUAUACAAAUAAAGUAAUUCAGUAAAAGAAAUUCUAAAGGAAUGAUGGCAAUACUAGAACUAUUCGGAAAUGCUGAAAGAAUAUUGGAAUAAUAUGAGAUUGAAUAUCGAGAAUAGUAAGCAAGUAAAUUGUAAGGACCUCCUGAAGACGAUGAUUAAUUGGUUCCAUUCAAUUCUCGAUCUAUAGGAUCUAUUAAAUUAUCAAAGGAGGAACAGUAUUCUCUUGCUUCCUUAAAAACUACUAAAGCAGAUCCAAAGGUUCUAGAGAAAUUAGAAACCCUCAAGAAAUAAUUUGAUGAUAGAGCCACAAAUGAGGCAUAAAAAAUAGAAUAAAUGAAGGAGGCCUAACAGAAACAAAAGGCCAAUCUUAGAAAAUAAUUAGAAAAAAGAUCAGUUGAAUAAGGUGUGUCAAUUGUGAAGGACAGGGAAACUAAUUUAGUAUUUAAGGAUGGAUCAAAAAGUGCAGCCUAGCCAAAUAAACAUGGGUUGACAGAAUACGAAGUGUGGGAUUUACAAUUAGAAGAAGAUAGAGAGCGUUAUUUAGUGGAACAACUCUUUAGAAAGUAUCAUAAGAUAUUUAAAUAUGUUUUCUUUAAAUAUGCUAAUUCAGGAAAUAAAAUUAUAAAGCCAAAAGAUUUUGAUGAAUUGAAAGAUCAAUCUGAUACUAUAAAUGAAGCUGAAUUGUGGGCAUUCCUUAAGGAUUAUGAAUUAGUAUUCAAUGUUUCUAGAGAACAAGUACAUGCUUUGAUGAGGUCGAUUGCAAUCUAGCUAUUGAAAUGCAAAAAUGAAUUAACAAAUUUCAAUUAUGAAGGAUUCAAACACAUUGUUACAUAAUAUGCCUGCAUUCUAUUUACUAAGAGAACCAAAUACAUUUAACCUCAUACUUGCAUUGAAAUGAUGAUCUAAAGGAUGAAAUAAGUAACAGCAGCAAAAGGAUAGACCACCUAAUUAUAUGAAGAUCCAGAUAAUAUGUUUUUUGAUUAAAAGGAUGUUAUUAAAGAAUUCAAUAAAAAAUUAGCAGAGGAUCCCAAAUAUGUUUUACCUGAGGGUUACAAAACAUAGAAGGAAGAGAUUAUCAAAUUUAAUUAUGCAUUUGAAUUUGAAGAUUCAAACACAAUUGCUUAUUCCAUUUUGGAUGAUAUUGUUUUCAAAGUUUGCAAUUGUCAUAUAAUUGAACCUAUAACCUCUAAAGAAUUCUAACUUGUAUGCAGACCCAAUAUGUUGGGGUAUGUGGAAUCCAAAGUUAAAUAAAAUUAUGAGAAAGAUCAUUAUAUGGAAUAAAAAAAUAAAACUACGAUGAAAUAAACUUAAGUUGCAUAAUCAUUACCAAAUCUGCCAACUCAACCAAAGAGAAAUUUAGAAAUAGAACCUUUUAGACAAUAUGGUUUGGGAAUCAAAUUGGAAUUGGCUAAGAUACCAUUUAAUUAACCCAAAUAACGAUUAUUAGUUGAACAGGUAGCUGAUGUUUUGGAAGACAUGAUAUUUGCUGUUGAAAACAAUUAAAAAACUAUUACAAGAAAAUGGAAUAUUCUUAAUAAGGUGUAGUAGGAUAAAUUGGAUGAGAAAAAGAAGGAGGAUGAGGAAGCUAAAUUGAGAGAUGAAAAAAUACAAAAAAAUCAUGAAUAAGCUAAAGCCAAAUUGGAGAAAUUGAAGAAGGACAGAUAAUAAAAAUAAAAGGAAGAGGAAGCCAAAGCUGCUAAGAAGGAUCCGAAGAAAAUUCGUUAAGAAGAAAAGCAAAAGGAAUAAGAAGCAUAUUUGAAAUAGUAAAAAGAUAAAAUUGCUUAAAAAUAAAAAGAAGAAGAGUAAGAGAGAAUCAAAAGAGAAUUAUUAGAGAAGAAAUAGAGAGCAGAAGAGAUCUAGAAAAAGAAGGAAGAUUUCAAAUUAUUUAAUCAAAAGAAGAUUGAAUAAUAUGGAGAAAUCUUUAAGGCUGAACAAAUUAAAAUAUAAAUGGCUGCUGAAGAAAGAAAAAAAAUGGAAAUUGAUCAUUAGAAAAUGCAUGAGGCUCUUUAUAAAAAUAUUGAAAAGAAAGGUGAACAAAUUAAAGUCAAAGAAAAGGGAACAAGUGAAUUGAUUGUCAAAUUAUUUAGACAUCAAACUUAUUAAACCAUUUUCACUAAUAAUAACUUUAGAUUAAGUUAUUUAUACGAAUUAUUGCAAUUGGAAUAUUAUAAAUCUAUUGAAAUGAUUGAUUUUAAAUAGAUCCCAUUAAAGUUAUGGAUGUGGUUUGGAGAUAGAUUCAGAAUCUAUCCAGACAUCAUAUCUCAGAUUGAAUUCAUUAGGGUCUUUAAUGCAAUCACAUACAGAUCUAAUGAGAUACCAGCGUCCUUAGAUUAUGUUGAAUUUCUAGAAGCACUCUUUCGAAUUAGUAUAAAAGGAUAUGAAUUUUUCAAUAAACUAGCAAAAAGCAUCAAAGAACCCAAACCUUAAAAAUAAGAUAAUUAGGAGUUGCCUUAAGAUUAAUCUCCAAUCAAAAGAACCUAAUAGACCCAAGAGUUUAUGCUCAAAAGAAUAAAGGAGGUAUAGUCAGAAUAGGAGAAACGAUUAGAAGCAGCAAAAAAGGAAUUAGAAGAAAAAAAGAAGAUGGAUAAGGAAGCACUGAUUUUAGAUAAUUAUUAAGCAUUAAAUGAUAUUAUGGGAACAGACAAUAUUUCAGGAUAAAAUUAUAAUGAUUAAACCUUGGAUGCACUUAUUACUUAUUUGGCAUUACCAAAUGACAAAACUGGUAUUGAGUUGAGAUUCAGAUAUUUGAUGGAAGUGGAAGCUAAGAAGAAACCUAAUAAAGUGAGAAAACAGGAGGCAUCUAAAAGAUUAGAGGAAGAUGUCAAUCAAUGGAAAGAGAUUAAAACAGUGGAGUAAAAUAGACAGCCUAUUUUAUCAAAGAAAUCAAAUUUUAAGUAAAGUCAGUAAAAGCCUAAAGAAUAAUAAGAACCAAUACUACCUUAGAAUAACGAGGAAAAUUAAGAUUAAGAAUAAGAAUAAGAAUAGUAGGAUAAUUGA
Molecule: messenger RNA, 4911 nt
Organism: Paramecium tetraurelia
Lineage: Eukaryota; Ciliophora; Oligohymenophorea; Peniculida; Parameciidae
Exons: 7
Source: RefSeq, a predicted model, not a curated record